CAUGUGAUUAAGUUAUGGUGUAACUUGUUUAUAGAUUGGGGUCCAGACUAUUUUUUUUACUAGUUCGCUUAUUGAAAAUUUCCUGACAACAUUUCUACGGUGUUGCCAUCAGUUUUUCUUGGUGAUAGCUUGUUCAUUCCUCCAUCAUGUCCAUGGUUCAUUCGACAUGGAUGAAACACUGAUUAUAUGAAGCCACAAAGAACACAAAAAUCGGAAUCUGUUGAUUACAAAAUGACUGAUUGCUGGAUUAGUGAAUCACUUGAGUUGUGAGUGAAUUCAGAAUACACAGGCCCUAACACAACAACACAAGCAAAUUAGUCAUCAGCAGCCAGCGCAGUGCAGUCAGUAGAGAGAUCCUUAGACCUUACUUUUUUGUUAUUCACGAGAUUGUUCUACACAUUCACCAUGGGCCUGUUUGGUAAAACACCACAAAAGGAUCCAAAGGAACAGGUACAAGAGUGGACAAGGAAUUUAACAAAAGAAAGCCGAAAGCUUGAUAGACAGAUCAGAUCGAUUGAAAGAGAAGAGCUCAAAGUGAAAAGAUCCAUCAAAGAGGCGGCCAAAAAAGGACAAAAGGAUGUAUGUAAAAUCCUGGCUAAGGAGAUCGUCAACUCAAGGAAAGCUAAGACGAGGAUUCACACCUCCAAGGCACAACUCAACUCGGUCAGUAUGCAGAUGAAGAACCAAUUAGCUGUUAUCCGGAUGUCGGGUGCUCUAUCGAAGAGCACCGAGGUCAUGAAGUACAUGCAACAGCUGUGUAAGGUCAGCGAGGUACAGGCAACAAUGAUGGAGAUGUCUAAGGAGAUGAUGAAAGCAGGCAUCAUCGAGGAGAUGUUAGAAGACACCUUUGAGUCUAUGGAGGAUGAUGACCUGGAAGAAGCAUCUUCGGAGGAGGUGGAGAAAAUCCUCUUUGAGAUCACAGCAAAUCAUCUCAGCGACGCUCCCAAAGCAGUCAAGGAUGACCUCCCGGCAGGAGCAACAGCUGUUGUGUCCGAUGAGGAGGAAGAGGUGGCUGAAGACAUCUCGGAGAUGCAAGCAAGACUUGAAGCACUCCGCAGUUAAGACGGUAAACCAAGAUUUCUCAACCCCAAUAGAAAGUCCUUCCUCUAAAGCCCGUUUCAUACUUCCUGCAAAUGCGAAUGCAAUGGUAAUUUUGACGUCACAGCUCUAUUUUUGCAGUGAAUGUUUCGCAGCAGUUGAGCACACUGUUGCGAAUUGUUUGUUGCGAAUUUGUGACGUCAAAAUUCGUAUCGCAUUCGCAUUCGCAGGAAGUAUGAACUGUCUUUAUGACAUCACCUAAAUCAAGGCUCAAAUUACAAUAAAAUCUACACUCGGUCAUAGCGAUGAAUUUUCACUAAAACUGAAAAUGUUUCUACAAAACCAAGUAUAUUUCUUUUUCUUGGCAGCUUUGGAGCUUCAGUAUGUAGCUUAAGUUUAAAGUUAGUCUUGAAAAGUGCGUUAAGAAAAACUUGGGAGUGCUGGAUGGACUUGUUUUGUUUUGAGGUUAAUGAACCAAUCUUAAACAUUAACUGGAUCCGCUCUUGCUGUCCAGUGGAAGAACCCUGUAGAAAGAUGGACACCAUUUUUAGAGUCAAGAGACUGAUCUUUGAGCAUUACAAACCCAUAAGUCAAACUUUUCGAGUUCUAGAAAAGGCAGAUAAUAGGAGUGCCAUAAAGCCAAAAGGGGAAAUUGUUAAUAACUAGAGAAUUUGUUGUUGUAUGGGCAGAGACCAUGGUCCCUUCAAAAAAAACAGACCCUGUACUACCAGCCGUCGAUUUCACAAAACUCUUCCUAACUUAGGACUAAUCUUAGGACUUAAGACGAGUC
Messenger RNA from Asterias rubens (European starfish), 1828 nucleotides. RefSeq names its product charged multivesicular body protein 3-like. The record is from RefSeq and is a predicted model, not a curated record. The coding region runs from base 406 to 1062 and encodes 218 amino acids. The transcript has 5 exons. Gene Ontology annotation, cellular component: ESCRT III complex; multivesicular body. Gene Ontology annotation, biological process: endosome transport via multivesicular body sorting pathway; protein transport; late endosome to vacuole transport. NCBI's taxonomy places the organism in Eukaryota, Metazoa, Echinodermata, Asteroidea, Forcipulatida, Asteriidae.